GACAUGAAGAUAUUGGCAUUGACACUCAUGGUGUUCGUCGUUCUUUCGACAUCAUUUGCGGCUCCAAAUAAAGUGGGAGACACUGCUGUGGGAGCGGCAUGUGACGCAAAGCAGCUUCAGCCUUGCCUGGCAGCGAUUACAGGAGGAGGCCAACCCUCUGGUGAUUGUUGUGCAAAGCUGAAGGAGCAACAGUCAUGCUUGUGUGGGUUUGCUAAGAUCCCUUCGUUUGCUCAGUACGUUAACUCUCCCAACGCUCGCAAAGUCCUAUCCGCUUGUGGUGUUCCUUAUCCAAGUUGCUAAAAACCUAGAGAUGUUAUAAUUAACUAAAUAAAUAAAUAAAUCACGAGUAAGGAAGAUAAAUAACAUUUUAUCAAACUAUGUUGUCCAA
Molecule: messenger RNA, 388 nt
Organism: Eruca vesicaria subsp. sativa (arugula)
Lineage: Eukaryota; Viridiplantae; Streptophyta; Magnoliopsida; Brassicales; Brassicaceae
Source: the annotation of a GenBank genome assembly